AUGGCACGACUUACAGAAGUUCACGACGGCUCCGACAGUGACGACGCUGCUUCGACCUCAAGGCAGACCCGACCCGGACUGACGCAGGACGAACAGGAGCAGAUCCUCCAUAAAUUCGGCCUCAUCGAAAAGCUCGGUCUGCCCAAGGACUUUGUCACUAUGGAAGAAGCGCAAGCCCAGCUCGACGCUCUCAACCGAGCAAAGUCAAAAGGCGGAAGCAGAAGAGCCCCAGAGGCAGACGACGAUGACUCGGACGACGACUACGGCGUGGCUUCCGACCACGAGCUGGACGGCGACGACACAGCGAAUCGACUCAUGCAGGAGCAAGAGGCGACGGAGAUGAGUCCUCGCGUGGAGAGCAUCCUCGACCUAGUCAUCUGGACCAUGCCAUUCGGGUUCAUGUAUACGCUGCUGGACGUGCUGGUGCGGCAGCAGUAUGGCGAGACCGUCGGAUUUACAGACGAAGUCGCUCGCUUGGCAAGAGCUCUUCCCGUCCUCGCAUUCUUCAUCCACUACAACCUCACCUCGCAACGCCAGGCCUUGAUACAGGGCAUGCUCUUCGUCCUCUGCUCCGCUUGCGGCUGCUCGCUCAUUCACAUUGUCAACAAGUCCUCCUACGACGUGGUGGUGCAGCGAGUCGCACCGCUCGGCACGUUGUGGAUCUUUUCGGUGGUGCGAUUGGAUCUGCUGCCCGCGUGCAUCAGCUUGGCGCUCACCGCCAUGUUUGUCAAGCAGACCGAGCUCAAGAUCAUGUUUGAUUAG
Molecule: messenger RNA, 762 nt
Organism: Kalmanozyma brasiliensis GHG001
Lineage: Eukaryota; Fungi; Basidiomycota; Ustilaginomycetes; Ustilaginales
Exons: 1
Coding region: 1-762 (253 amino acids)
Source: RefSeq, a predicted model, not a curated record